CCGAUCACUAUUUAUUGUCUAUUCUUCUAAAUCUCAUUACACGUUAUUAUUGUUGGUCCCUCUGUUUCCCACAAAAAAAAAAAAAAAAAAAAAAAAAAAAAUCUGUUUCUACACUUUUCGCUCUAUAAUAAGAGUUUAAAUAUACACAAGGGAAAGGACUAUGGCUGAGGCAGUGAUUAGUGACACUGCUGGGAAAAAACUUAUUGAAAUUGAUAUUAGUUCAGACACGGUAUGCCCAUGGUGCUUUGUGGGCAAAAAAAAUCUUGACAAAGCUAUUGCUGCAUCUAAGGAUCAAUAUGACUUUGAGAUUAGAUGGCAUCCAUUUCAACUUGAGCCUAAUGCCCCUAAAGAAGGAGUUGAUAAGAGAGAGUUUUACAGGGAAAAGUUUGGGCCUCAAAGUGAUAGGAUGCAAGCUAGGAUGACUGAGGUUUACAAGAAACUUGGGCUGGAAUAUAACAUGUCUGGAUUAACGGGAAACACUCUAGACAGUCACAGGCUUGUUAAUUUUGCUGGGAAACAAGGUUCUGAGAAGCAACAUAAGCUUAUGGAGGAACUGUUCCUCGGAUACUUCACUCAGGCAAAAUACAUUGGGGACUGGGAAUUUCUUGUGCAGUGUGCUGAUAAAGCUGGGGUAGAGGGGGCAGUAGAAUUUCUUCAAGACCCCAACAAUGGUGUUAAUGAGGUUAAAGAAGAGCUGGAGAUGUACUCAACAAAUAUUUCAGGAGUCCCAUUUUUCCUGAUUAAUAAGGGAAAACAGAAACUGAAUGGAGCCCAACCCCCUGAAGGCUUCUUGAGAGCUUUUGAAAUAGCCUCAACUUGACAUCAGCAGCAUCUGUUUCUCUUUUAAAGUUAUGUGUUGGUUUGACAUGAAUUAGAGGAGAGAUCCUUUGGCUUAUUAUUAUUAUAACUUUACUCUGCCGAAACUUUAGUUAUAAAAUGUUUUAUAUAAA
Messenger RNA from Cannabis sativa, 950 nucleotides. RefSeq lists its product as uncharacterized. Bases 161 to 820 code for a protein of 219 amino acids. NCBI's taxonomy places the organism in Eukaryota, Viridiplantae, Streptophyta, Magnoliopsida, Rosales, Cannabaceae. Gene Ontology annotation, molecular function: oxidoreductase activity. The record is from RefSeq and is a predicted model, not a curated record. The transcript is spliced from 8 exons.